This is a messenger RNA of Aspergillus terreus NIH2624, 1734 nucleotides long. RefSeq lists its product as uncharacterized. The record is from RefSeq and is a predicted model, not a curated record. The transcript has a single exon. Gene Ontology annotation, molecular function: phosphatase activity. Lineage: Eukaryota; Fungi; Ascomycota; Eurotiomycetes; Eurotiales; Aspergillaceae. Gene Ontology annotation, biological process: dephosphorylation. Bases 1 to 1734 code for a protein of 577 amino acids.
AUGCUGGUCCCACGCCCGUACUUGGCUGCUCUCGCAGCGACAUUGCAUACCUCUAUCGUCUCAGGUCAAGAGAUGAAAGAACAAGUUUGGGGUGUAUUUGCCUACACUCUCCAUGGAGACACGGUUCCAUCCUCGGUCUCUCGGCCUCAGACGCUGACCCCAUAUGGAUCCAAUCAGUUGUACCAGGCCGGCUCUGCCUUUCGGAAUCGAUAUGUGGCUAUACACGAAGACGACAGCGCCCCCAGCACGAGAAUUGAGAGCCUCUCGCGGAACAUGCUGGACCCUGAGGACAUUGAGAUCUUCUCCACGACAGACGCCUCGGUUGUUGCAUCCGCCCAAGCAUUCAUGCAGGGACUCUAUCCGCCACUCAAUGAUUCAUACGGAGCGACUUAUUACGAUCCGUCCUUCGAGCUCGCCAACGGGUCUCUGGCUGAAGCUCCCCUCAAUGGAUAUCAGUAUCCACCCAUUCUUACCUACGGAUCAUCAGACUAUCAAUCGAUCGUGGUCGAGGGUCACAGCUCAUGCCUAAUGCACCGGGUUGCGGAUGACGAAUACAAGUUCACCCAAGAGUUUGAGCAAAUGAAAGAGGAGACAGAGGCAUUCUACCAGAGUAUAUACGACCAAGUCCUGUCUGGCAUAAUGAACCGCUCGGAAGCGACCUACGCAAAUGCUUACUAUAUCUCUGAGUUUCUGGAAUAUCAGUCCGUCCACAACGAUUCGUUGCUCCACCAGCUCAAUCAGGGGGAUAUUGAAUCGGCACGAUACUUUGCAGACCACUACAUCUUUGCCACGAACGGUAAUACCUCUACGUCUGGAGUCGGAACUCCGGAUGUUCGCACCGUGGCCGGCAAAACCCUCGCCGCCAGCAUCGUGAACGUCUUCGGGACUAAUAUCGACGCUCGUGGCACCAGCGGAAAAAUGACAUUCAUGUUCGGCAGUCAUGAGCCCGUCGUAGCCCUUACCUCCCUCAUGGGCCUGGCGUCACCUGAGCAUGCGAGCUUCUACUCCCGUCCCGCCCACGGCGCGUCCAUCGUGCUGGAACUCUACAGUCUCGAGAACGAUACCUAUCCGACAUAUCCCGACCCGUCUCAGUUGUAUGUUCGCUUCGCUCUCCGGAAUGGAACCGGGUCCCCCGAAUCCCCGGAGUUCCAGACCUAUCCCCUCUUCGGGCUGGGUCCUAGCAACAUCGGAAUACCGUACUCGGAAUUUGAGUCGGAGAUGAAGCAGAUUGCCUUGAACUCGACCGAGGAGUGGUGUCAUCUGUGCAACACUGAUAUCGCAUUCUGUUCGCCAUUCUCGGACAAGACCCAUAAGGAUCACCAGGGCUCAGGGCACAAAGGAAUGGCUCCAGGCGUUGCUGGUGUCAUUGGGGCAGUGGUCACCCUGGUCACGGUGGGCGUGGUUGCUGUGGUUGGCUUCCUGUUGUGUGGUGUGCGGCUGGGACGGAUUCGCAAGCGGAGUCUCGGGGGAUUCAAAGGAAACAGCAAGAUGGCCAGCGAUACCGACGUCGCCUUCCGAAAUACCACCUGGAGUGAUGCAAAGGAAGCCGGCACCAACGAAGGAGAAGCUGGAGCGCGCACCCAUGAGCGCCAUGGAAGCUGGGAAAUGCGAGGCGGUGCUACCCUCGCCUCGCGCGGUCCGGACGAAAAUGCGCGAUCUCCUUUUGAUGAUGAGAUGGACGACUGGCGGAUACAUACCCUUCAGCAGCCGGUGCAGGCCCGUGAGCAUGUCUGA